AUGGGGUUUGAUUAUGUAGAUGAAGGUGCUUUCAAGAUGUGCAUUGACUUGUGGGUUCACGCCAUCGAUACACAACGCAAUCAUCUACAUCCACUAAAGCAGAGUAGGAUGUUUCAUUUCGAGUCGUUCGUUGGCUUGUUUGGAUUCAUGGCAAACAGUGAGAACGCCCGUAUCGGGAAUUAUAACCCGAGGGAAUAUUUUGAUGAUUUUAUGUGUGUAUUUGAUAGAGUCGUAAUAGAAAUAGAACUAUUUAUUUCUUCAUUAAAUAAUGCUGACGAUCAUGUAAGGAUGAAACGUGAGUUUAACCCUCGCCGGUUUAUGAAUAUAGCUUUGCAUUUAUUACUACCGUUUAUAAGAAUACAGCCUGGCCUCACAAAAUCUCAGUGGGAGACGGUGAAAGAAGCAUUGUACAAACUGGUGAAGUUGAAUCCCAGGAAUUCCUCGGGUUCGACUCUGCUGCACAUGGCUUGCUCAAGAAAUUAUAUGGACGUUGAGGAUUCGAUAAUACCGGCGUCUGUCACUCCCAAAACCGAAAUCGUAGACCUUCUGUUAGAGAUUGGCUGUGAUCCUAGUGUCACAGACCACGAAGGUAACACGCCCCUCCACGAACUCGCCAUGAAUAAAGUGUGUCCCAAAGAUGCGGUAGAUGCCCUCUUGUCGGGUGGGGCUCACUUAGACGCAACGAAUAGUCAGGGGCAAACUUUUGCGUCUUUGAGAGCUUCCCGAGGGCAGCCUGUUUCUCAACUGGUGAAUGUUGUUCGUCACACCUCUUUGCAAUGCCUGGCUGCAGCGAGCAUUCGGAGACAUGGGAUUCCUUACAAGGAUGUCUUGCCUUCCAGACUUGUGAAGUUUGUAGACAUCCACUGA
Molecule: messenger RNA, 867 nt
Organism: Macrobrachium nipponense
Lineage: Eukaryota; Metazoa; Arthropoda; Malacostraca; Decapoda; Palaemonidae
Product: protein fem-1 homolog A-like
Exons: 1
Coding region: 1-867 (288 amino acids)
Biological process (GO): ubiquitin-dependent protein catabolic process
Cellular component (GO): ubiquitin ligase complex
Molecular function (GO): protein binding
Source: RefSeq, a predicted model, not a curated record